CUUGAAUGGAAGAAGUGCCUGCCUCCCAGAAAAGUUUGCCAUCUGUUAGCCAACCCAGUACAAAUCUGUCCUAUGACUCAGUAAAGAUCACAGAUUUGGAGAAAGUCAAGAACCUGAUUGACCAUAUUAAGAAGGAUUUACAAACAGAUAUCGAGUACAUGGAGACUGAGAUUAAUAAUGUUAGAGUUGAAAUCUCAGGCAUUCAUAAUGAUUUGAUAGAUAAAGCCGAUAAGACCCUCAUCUCACAGAUGAACAAAAAGUUGAUAGAGUUCGUCCCAUACCUUGAGUUCAACGCUAUGGGCAAGUCCUUGACCAAUUAUUGCCCGAUGGAGAACCAUAGAGUUUUGGAAGAGAAUUUUGAAGCUCUCAGAGGUCGACUUUAUCAGUAUGAACUCUCUAAACAAGUUGACAAGAAGUUCAAAUAAGAUGCAAGAUGAAUUCAAUGAGAAAUUGACUCAGUUUACCACAAGAGAUGAAUUCUUGGAGAAGCAGAAAGUUCUUCAGGACAGACUUAUGACAAUUGAGUCUGAUAUUAAACGCAACGAGAGAGCUCUUAUCGAAAUUAAUGCUGACAAGUUGCCAGCUAUUAUUCAAGUUAUGGACGAGAAGAUAGACAUGAAAGACCUUAACUUAGAGUUGCGAGGACUUCAUCUACGCUUAGAUCAAUUUGCAUUGCAGGAUGAGGUAAAUAAUAAUCGAAAGAGCUUUGAAGAGUUUCAAUAAACACCACAAGUCGCCAACUCUCUGCUAUUACUGAACAAGUGAAU
Molecule: messenger RNA, 767 nt
Organism: Moneuplotes crassus
Lineage: Eukaryota; Ciliophora; Spirotrichea; Euplotida; Euplotidae
Source: the annotation of a GenBank genome assembly